Mobula hypostoma (lesser devil ray) is the source of this 5400-nucleotide messenger RNA. Its product is annotated as protein sprouty homolog 2-like. The record is from RefSeq and is a predicted model, not a curated record. Gene Ontology annotation, cellular component: cytosol; membrane. The transcript has 2 exons. The coding region runs from base 454 to 1356 and encodes 300 amino acids. Gene Ontology annotation, biological process: multicellular organism development; negative regulation of fibroblast growth factor receptor signaling pathway; negative regulation of MAP kinase activity. Lineage: Eukaryota; Metazoa; Chordata; Chondrichthyes; Myliobatiformes; Myliobatidae.
GGAGUGCCCUGAACAUUAAGUGUGCCCGGAGUUAGGUGGGAUGGGGUGGGACCCGGAGGGUUGAUUUAUGUGGAAGGCUAGCGGAGAACUCGCUCUGCUACAAGUGGUCCGAGUGCCGAAGAGAAUGGGUGGUUCUGCAUGUGUUUACAGCGGAGCCUGGUCAGUGCGUAGCGCUGUCUAAUAGCCCCGUCCAGUAUUUGACUUUUCCCGUGUAGUAUCUAUUUCAUGCCAACUUGCUGUAUCGGAUUCGACACAUCCGGAAAUGCAAACACCCUGCCAUUCAAUAGCAAUUGGAAGAGUAUGGAGCUCCGCUGGGUCCCGCUCUGCGCUCUUCAUCUCCGCUUCAGUAUCGUCCCGACUGUCCAUGCAGCCAGCUUUCUCCUGCGUGUAGCACAGUGAAUAUGGUCUGACCGAUGUGCAGCCAGCCCACAGGCCUGCACCGGUCGCAGUCCGAUGGAAGCCCCAGCGCACGUGGAGUCCCCCCUCUCUCUCCAGCUCGCUCACGACAGGGGACGACUGCGGAUUGAUCCUGACCCGGGAGAGAUGCAGGCUCCGGUGCUCUCCAUCGAUCAGAUCCGGGCCAUCCGAGCCAACAACGACUACGUGGAAAGGCCCAUGGUCCUCAGUGCGAAGGUCGCGACCAGCAGCCCGUCCAGCACGGCGCAGAAGUGGGAACGGACAACGGAGCUGAGCCUGGGCGUGGAACCACGCUCCUCGACUCAGCUCCAUCAGCAGGUGCAGCAACACUUGAGCAGAUCUACCAGUACUGUCAGUUCAGCGUCCCGCAGCAGCACCACCUCCGAACAGAGACUGCUGGUUAGCGUGAGCUCAUCCCCUUCUGCCCAAGGAAUUGUCAGGGCACAGCCCAAGGCUGACCUCAAACCCGACUUUAACAAGACUCUGGGCGGCGAGGAUUGGAGUCAACACUCACUGCGGUGCGAGGAAUGCGGGAAGUGCAAGUGCGGCUCCUGUACAGCCCCGAGGACUCUGCCUUCGUGCUGGCUCUGUGACCAGAGGUGCCUUUGCUCAUUCCAGAGCGCCCUAGAUUACGGCACGUGUGUAUGUUGUGUCAAGGGCCUCUUCUACCAUUGUUCCAACGACGACGAGGACAACUGUGCGGACAAUCCGUGCUCCUGCAGCCAAGGCCACUGCUGCGCUCGUUGGACCGCCAUCAGCCUCAUCUCCAUCUUCUUGCCCUGCUUAUGGUGCUAUUUGCCGGCUAAAGGAUGCCUCCGGGUCUGCCAGGGAUGUUAUGACGGCGUCAAGAGGCCGGGCUGCAGGUGCAAGAACUCCAAUACCGUGUGCAGGAAGGUUUCGAAGGCACCUUGUCCUAAAACCUUUGAGAAACCCUUAUGACCAAGACACCCCUUCUACCGUGAACAAUGUUAACCCUGUGGAUGUUCAGAAAGCACACCUCCAAAGCUUUCUUCACUCACCGUAGAGAUUUCCAAGAGAGAUUGAAUUACUUCUGGCGCCGAGACUACCCCACCACGUGUGUGCGCGCAAGAAGGGAGAAGAGAGUGGAGAGAAGGCUCUCAGCGAGAUGUUUGUACAGAGCAUCUUCCUGAAAAUCUAAUGGUUCUAUGAUUAUCUUGGAGUUUGAGCGAUUAUAAUCUACCCAGGGAAUCGGGACCAUCUAUCUUCCAUGUUAAGCACCUUCUUGUGGGUUCUCCCUGUGUUUGUGGCAGGUCAGACCGUUCCUCUUGUGGCUGAAUGGCUGGAAAAACCCGGCGUCAAGUUUCAGUACACCAACCGAAAGAAAUUAAAUGUUCCUUCUCCGUCGCCCACCUACCCUGUCCCCAACCCUCGCUCUGAAGGGUGCCCACCAAUAUUUGAUGGGUUUCCAUCCCGGAGGUCCUAAGACUUGGAGGUGGGCAGAAGUUGUUUCCUCUUUCUCACUUCCACUGUGGAGACCUCGGAACUGAGCCCAUUUGCUGGUGGAUCUGUCUUUGGUAAACCACUCAGUUUAUGGGAAAACCAUGCAACUCGUCUUCCGUCAGCGCAUUAAAUAUUUAUUGCUUGGCUAGAAAUGCGAUAUAGUCCAUUGAUAAUAUAUUCUCCCUCUCCUCAAUCACAGAUACAAUUAUUUAUGUAUUUUGCUGUCAGUUACUCACGCAGAUCGGUUACGGGAGGGACAAAGUUUGAAACCGUUUUGAUUCUUUGUCGAUUCAUAUGUAUUCGAAGGGUGAUGGUUGGGCCGUGAUUCUUUGUGUUUGCUAACUAUAGUGGGCUGCUAUUCAUAUUCAGUGGAUUUGUGCUUUUUAAAGGAAACACAUUGUUACGCAGGGGCUAAAUAUGGAUUGCAACAUGUUGGAAGUUUGACAUUGUGUGUGCAAUGGGUGGGUUGAGAGUUGGGCUGGGACACUUGUGGCGAAGAAGUAGGAUUUAUCAGUGUUACGGCAAACUUUUUUUACUUUGAAGUAUACCGUUACAUAAUGCGUGUAAUUCUUCUGUAGCUCCCGAAAUAGGGCUCCCUUACUGGGAAGGAACGCGUGCUGAAAUGGUCUGGGUCCUUUUAGGAUGGUAAAGUGCGGCUUAAACGACAUUUGGCACUAAAGUUAUUGCGCCACAUGUUGACAAAUACCUGUUGGCAAAUGUCAUUUCCGCUGUACAAAAUGGCUUCGUUUCGGGGUGGCGACGUGAGCCCCUGGGGACUUCAGUUCAGCCGUGUUCAGCGGCGGACUGUUAAGCAACAUCCCACCCUGGAAUAAGAUAUCUCGUUAAAACACGCCAGCCUACUGUCUGUAAUUAUGCUGACAAGUGUAUAAAUUAUUCCAUGUAGAUAUGAACCUAUUAUUAUCUGGUUCUGUCUUUUAAUGCGAUCCCCCUCCUAAGGUUCCACCAAACACUACACUUCAUCCCAUCUUUCACGAAAUUUUAGUUACACUAGUUAUGUUAUUAAUUAAUUAGUGGUAAGACUAUCUGCUUCAUCACCCCCCAAAGGGGCUAAAAUUAAUCACUUAAAACAGCCAUUGCAGAGUUACAGCAUCGGUUUAACAUUAUCCUCGUAGAAUUCCAGUCAGUGUGACUCUUAAAUUGCAACAUUGUUAUAGGAAACUAGAGAUUGUAAAUGUUUCUUCUGUAUUUUUUUUCCAUAUCAAGAUAAAUCGAAUUUGACUCUUGGCCAGUAAUUCUGCAUUUCAGAAGGGCAUCGUCCCCACUUUUAGGCUUAUAUUCUUUCUAGUCUAUUUGUCUGACCGAUAAUUUACAAUUAGUAAGUUUACUACGUUUUUUCCCUAAAUUGCCAAGUCUGAAAGAUAAGGAAUAGAACGGUCAACUCCGUCGCAUGGUGGCCUUGCAUGGGGCUCUAUCCAAGUCCAAUAAGAUUUCAUUACGUGAAGUAAAACUCGGGGUUUCCUUUGUAAUAUAAUAUUACCAUACUCGAAAUACAGCCUGUCUUCUCAAAGGAAGGCGCAAACCUUAUGGACUAGGGUUGCUUGUCAACCGGAAUGGUUUUCUUUAGGACUUUAAACGUUCCAGGAGAGUGGAAUCGAUCGAAAGGUAAGAGAGCCGAGGUUGUACAACCUUCGCUGACCUUUCUUUCAUUAACCCUGGCGGGGCGUGAGUUGGAGGCUGGGGGAAUCUCUUGGUUAAAGAGGGCAGCCAUGAUUAUCCAGGAUCCUCCUGGCUGCCAAGGCACCGGCAAUCGAAAAAACAAAUGUAGAAAGGGAAGCCUCGUCAUAGUAGUUGCGGAGAAGCAUUGGGACUUCCAGUACAACGAGGAUAUCGUUUUAGGGAUUAUACUUGAAUGGCCUGUGACUAUUUCCAAUUAGUUAUUAUAGAGCGGCUACUAAAUAAUUCAAACCCCAAAUCCUUUCGGCUAUCCCAAGGGAUGGUCUGCCCUUUUAGAUUGACGUCUGCGGUAAGAACAGUAAAAGUAUAUAUAAGAAUUGCAACCCUCUCGCCCUGUAGUAUCUCUGAUCAAAACGGUUUCUUAAAUUAUGUAUUUGUAUCUUAAGCAUGUAAGUUGUUGGGUCAUCGACAUUUGUGCAAAUUGAAACUGUAAUGAUGGUUACAUUUAUAAUGCAAACUGACCCAUAUUGAGCAUAGUGGCCAGGGAAUGAUUUAUUACAUAAUGGACGGUAGGUCAUGGUUUUCCUGGAAGCUACUUUCCUUUUUCCAAAAAUACUUCCCUACUUCCCCCCCCCCCCAAACUUUGCAAAUUUGCAACACGGGACAUUCAUUCACUGUAACUAGCACAUAAUUGAAUUUUCUUACAAGAUUUGCAUUAUGUCAACAUGGUUUUCCUAGAAGCUGUUUGGCAAUCUGAAAAAAAAAUCAGGAGACAAACUGGUGUUUUUGUAAAAGUCGGUGUGUGUUUAACAAUUAUGCAGCGGAGCGGGCUCAGCCCGCUACCCAACAAUCAUUACCUGAGAGGACUGUAAUCAGUUUGAAUAAGCCAUACUGAACCUGUUGGGAUCCGGAAGAGAACAACUUUAUUUUGGACUAUGAUGCAGUGACACUUUAUUGCCUGGAUGUCUGGAGCACGUGUCGGAUCACAGUUCAGCGUACAAUCUGGACCUUGAUGAAAUCAGAAGAAACACGGGCACGUUUCGAAGAGAUCUAACCAGACGUCACGUUCACGAGCAUUUUCUUGCUUUCUUUGGGUUGUGAACACGGCAAGAGCCUGCUCUUUGUUAUAGUUACUUUCAUAUAUUUUUCUAUAUACAAUAUUAUUAAUACUGUGAAUGGUGCCAUAUGAAGGAAGAACUCCAGUUAUUGGUACAUUGUACAUUCAGGUGAAUGUCCGACUCCGUCUCCCGCUAACAUCAGGCUCUAUUACCCUAUAUACAAAAUCCAGUUAUUGCAAUGCUUAGGUACAAUUGGCUUCCUGUAUAUCAAUCAAAAGUUACGGAUUCUUUUAUGUUUUACCAUUAUGUUGAUUAGUCUGAAUAUUUAUUUGAAGUUUUAUUUUAUAAGAUAUUUAUUUAAACACAACACCCUUUAGAAAAAAAUUACUGUACGGAACUUGCUGCAAAAAUGUAAGGGUGGCACUACAGAGCUGAAUAAAGGUAUAAAAUAGAAAUAUAUUAAUUUUCAAAUUAAGGUGUUUUGUUUGUUUUAUUCUGCUGCUGCUGCAAUAAAACUAGUCUUUCUUUGCUAUUCGUGGUCCAAAGCACCCGGACUGUAUCUUCCCAUUUUGGGAUAUUAAAAUUCAGAAUCCCAGAGAUUUCUUCAUUGGGGAAGUACAAAUGGCUUUUUUUUUCAUGCAUUUUACAUAUUUUCUUGUGUGUGGAGAAGUCUGCUGAAACAAUAGCUUUGGCUGAUCAAAAUGUUAAGUAGGCCAAGAAGGCUAAGUAACGAACUGACUUGUGUUAUGCAUCCUUAAUUGUGCAAAGUUGUGGUGGUCUUCAUUCUGAAUCACAGCAAUGCCAAAACUAUUGUUAUUUUUCUUUAGAU